AUAACAUAACAUACUAUGCCAUGAGGUGUUGAGGGAAAAACAGAUUGGAUUGGAUAUAAUAUUUUCUAGGCAAUUUGCGAUAACAGGAAAUACACAAGCUGUAGGCUACACCAUAACUCAAGGUUGACUACUCUGGAAUGUCGGCUUGCACGGGUACCAUUGAAGGGAGUGGAGUGUGGAGGUGGGGCAAUUUACGUUGGAGAUUCCUGGUGUUUGUGACGCUCGCCGUUUAGCGCGACGCAGAUCCAGUGGGGAGUGUGGUGAAACAGAGCUGGCCCCACCAAUCCCUACCAUUAUGCCUGCUCUAUUAGAGAGGCCAAAACUGUCCAAUGACAUGGCACGCGCCCUGCACAAGCACAUCAUGCGGGAGCGAGACCGCAAGAGACAAGAGGAAGAAGAAGUAGACAAAAUGAUGGAGCAGAAGCAGAAGGAGGAGGAAGAAAGGAAGAGGAAGAAAGAGGUGGAGGAGAGAAUGUCUUUAGAUGAGACAAAAGAGCAGAUCAUGAAGAUGGGGGAGAAGCUACAAGGGCUACAAGAGGAGAAACACCAGCUCUUCCUCCAGUUGAAGAAAGUGCUCCAUGAGGAGGAGAAGAGACGGAGGAAAGAACAGAGUGAUAUGACAACCCUGACAUCAUCUACGUACCAGCCCAGCAUGGCUAUCCACUCCCACUCAGGACAACACCUGCUCAGCAUGCAAGCGGGUCAAGUGAGUCACGGCCGCUCUGCUGCCCUGCUAGGAGAACGGAGUAAACAGCUCUUCCAGUCCCCUGUCCUUCCGGGGCGUCACUACCAGAGCCAGCCAGGGAUGAGCUCCGGAGGCUUGGAGCAUGGGCAGUAUGCAUCCAGCCAGGCAGCCCAUGGCCCCUACGGCCAGCUCACCCAGGCACAGCACGGCACUCCCUUCGCCCCCAGCCAGUCUGUCCCUGUCAGUUACGCCAGCAGCUCACAGCUCAGAGGUGCCUCAGCCUUCCAGGCCAUGCAGUACCUGCCUCAACAGCAGCAGGGCUACGCUGUACACAGCCACUUUACAUCUCAGCCAGGAUUUAUCCCUAGUGCUGGGAUCCCUCUACAGAAGCAACUGGAACAUGCCAAUCAACAAUCUGGCUUCACUGACUCUAGUGCUCUACGGUCCGUGCACCCUCAGGCUCUUCAUGCCAGUGCUGCAGGCCUGCUGCCUACCCCCUCCCUCACAGUGCAGAUCCCUCCUGCCAAGUCUGGCUUGCCAUACACCCAUCCCCCCCGUCCGGCUUCUCCAGGAAGCUUCACUCAUGGAACUCCUCCACAGCAGUCUCACCCAGCAACGUUUCAGAGCUCUCCUCGGCAUGCCUACCUUUCCCACAGCCAAUCAGGACAGAGGUUCUACCACCACACCAAGUAAACUGGCAACAACCACCACCAGCAAUUAGGGAUUGGCAUCAUUCUCCGCACAGAUGUAGGCUUCAACUUUAACUGCUGAAAUAGUACAUCAAUGUAGCGUUUCUUCUGCCAAAAUGUUGCAUUAUAUCCCAUAAUGUGUAUAUUGACUACUUUCAGUAUGCAUUAGCAUGUUUUUAAAAUGUUAUAUAACAAAAUCUGAAUUUCAAUAGAUAAGCUUUGUUUCAUAACGGGGGUCUCAAUCAUGACAUACUAUGAUAGAGAAUUGGUAGAUUCAGAAUGAUAAUAUUUGCAUUCCAAACAAUGGUGCUGUUUUCAUUGUUGAUGUGUUAGCAAAUGAACCCAAGCUUCAGUACUCUGUGCUAUUCACUUUUUACUGAUAAUGAAGGCCUCUUAAAAUACUCGUAAUAUUUGUUCUUAAUCUUAUUUAAAACAUUUUAAAUGAUUAAUGUAAACCCUUCUCAGGGCCCAUGGAGGAAAUGAUCAUUUGCAAGGAAGAACUCUUCGAUUCACUUAAUAAACAUGCUGCAUUUGUGGAAGCCAUAUUUUCCUAAACUUUUUAAAUGAAAAUCUACUAAUUUUAUUAAAUUGCACUUGAAAAUUAAA
Messenger RNA from Oncorhynchus keta (chum salmon), 1980 nucleotides. RefSeq names its product G protein pathway suppressor 2-like. The transcript is spliced from 13 exons. Lineage: Eukaryota; Metazoa; Chordata; Actinopteri; Salmoniformes; Salmonidae. Gene Ontology annotation, cellular component: transcription regulator complex. The coding region runs from base 296 to 1378 and encodes 360 amino acids. The record is from RefSeq and is a predicted model, not a curated record. Gene Ontology annotation, biological process: regulation of transcription by RNA polymerase II. Gene Ontology annotation, molecular function: transcription coregulator activity.